UUAGAGCCAUUCAGUCUCCUCGCUCACACUGGAUUAGUAGGAGCAGAGUGUCAUGUUAUUUUUCCAAUUUUCCACAGUUCACGGGAGGUAAAAGAAGUCUGGCUGGAGGCCCUCCGAGGACAAAGCCAAGGCCACCCAGGAGCAAAAUUCAUCACCGGACCGUCAGCCCGAACUCCAAUGAAGCUGACAAGCAGCUGUCAUGCCUCAAAAACACUAAAUGCCUGUGAUAUGGAGACAUUAAUUGAAUGUCAAUCAGAGGGUAAUAUCAAGGAACAUCCUCUGUUGGUAUCAUGUGAGAGUGAAGAUAAUAUUUGCCAGCUAAUUGAAAUCAAGAAGAGAAAGAAGGUGUCUAACUGGCUCUUUCUCAUGAGAAGGCUUUCUUCUUCAUCAGAUGUUUCUGCAGCUUCGGAGCCAGAAUUGAAGACAUCCCUUUUCGAUCAGCCCUUGUCAGCCAUCUGCAGUGACAACACGCUCCCGGGACCCAUUCAGGAUAUUCUCACUAUUCUAUGCCUGAAAGGCCCUUCCACUGAAGGAAUAUUCAGGAAAGCAGCCAAUGAGAAAGCCCGAAAAGAGCUGAAGGAGGAGCUCAGCUCCGGAAAUGUGGUGGACCUGAGAAGCCUCCCUGUGCACCUCCUGGCAGUGGUCCUCAAGGACUUCCUCAGAAGUAUUCCGCUGAAGCUCCUGUCCUGUGACCUGUUUGAGGAGUGGAUGGGCGCCCUGGCCAAGCAGAGCGAGGAGGACCGGAUAGAGGCCCUGAAACAGGUUGCAGAUAAGCUCCCGCGGCCCAACCACCUGCUGCUCAAGCACCUGGUCUCCGUGCUGCACGUGAUCAGCAAGAACUCCGAGGUCAACCGGAUGGACGCCAGCAAUCUCGCCAUCUGCAUUGGGCCCAACGUGCUGAGCCCGGAAAACGAGCACAGUCUAUCGCUGGAAGCCCGGAGAGACCUGAACGAUAAGGUUAAGACACUGGUGGAAUUCCUCAUCGAUAACUGCUUUGAAAUAUUUGGGGAAGACUUUCCAGCACAUUCCAGAAUUGCUUCUGAUGACUCCCUGGAACACACGGACAGUUCAGACAUGUCGACCCUGCAGAACGACUCAGCCUACGACAGCAACGACCCUGACCACGACGUGGAGCCUGCGGGCUCCCCGAUCGCGCAGCCCCCAGGGCCCCCGGAAGUGGCUGCUGGCGGCGUGGAACCCAGAGCCCCGCUGCGCCCUUGGGAGACCGUGGUCAGCACCACGGCCAGACUGAAGGGCUUCCUCGGGCAACCUGAGCGGAGGUACUCGGACCCCAGCGCUGCAUCCUCCCCGGAGUGCCUCGAGGGCAGAAGAGCAAACCCGAAACUCACGCGAAGCCAGGACGACUUCACCGCCGUGGCCCAGGCAGCCUCCCGCUUUGCCGGCGAGGAAGCCGAGGACCCGUUUCCCGAGGAGGUGUUUCCUGCAGCCGAAGGCCGGGCCCAGAGGCCCCGGGACCUGGGGGAGCAGAGCCCGACUCAGGGCUCGGUGUCACCGUGUGCACGGGUCCCCAAAGCCGCCUCCAGUGGCUCCCUGGACGCUUUCUCCGACAGCUCGCCCCUGGCCUCUCCUUCCAGCCCCCAAAGAAACUUCUUCACCAGACACCAGUCUUUCACCAAGGCUGAGAAAAGCAAGCCCAACAGAGAAAUUAAAAAACACUCCAUGUCAUUCUCCUUCGCCUCUCACCAAAGAGUGCUGACCAAAACGCGCAGCUUUGGAGCCGCGAAGUCCAAGGGCUGCCCCCAAGACCAGGAGAAGCGAGGUUCCAGGAAAGAAAGCCAGCUCGCCGGCCGGAUCGUCCAGGAAAGCCUGUCGGACGCCCUCGGCCAAGCCGCGCUGGGCUUUAACUCGGGAGCCCACACCCUCUCGGUGGAGGAUGUGUUCCGGCUGGUGGAUCAGAGGCACCCCGGCCGCCCCCCCUCUUACGAGGAGGCCGUGCGGCUCCAGGCGCUGGAGCUCGCCUCCCGCGGGGGCCAGACGGUGGGCAGCCUGAGGGCCCGCGUGCUGAGCCUGGACGCGGGGCUGCUGCCUCCCCUCCCUGCCCACCCCCACGGGGACUCGAGAAACAUCCGCGGGCCGGAGCCCCUGGACGGGCUCCGACGGGGGUCAGGGACGGAGACCUGGAGGCAGAGCCUGCCCGACUGCGCUCCUAGGGACGCGGCAGGACAGGUGACGGUCCCCAGGACAUCCGAGCUGCAGCGGCUGAGAACCGCGUCCGAGUCGCAGCAGAAGGGCAGGCAGGCCGUCCUGGCCCGGCGGUGUAGCCAGCCCGUGUUUGACGCCGAGCAGCUCCGGUUCGCUAAGGAAUCCUACAUCUAGCGGGGGGCCCCUCUGUACACAACGGGAACUGCCUUUAGACUUGUUUUCCGAAAAGUCGUGAAUAAGCUCCUCUGGCAGGUUGUGUCUGAGACCUCCUCCGGGAGGACAGCCACACAACUGCACACCAGCAGUCUGUGCGCCUGAUUUGUACAAUGUGUAGCACAUGUAUAAAACGCAUUCUAGACAAGGCAUUGGGUACACGUACGCAGAUGCGUGUGUAUAUAUUUGUUUGUGAACUUGCGCCAAACUGCAUUGCUGUUCUUGGCCUCCUGGAGGUUUUGUUUUUUUUUUUUAAGUGGUUAGUGUCUAAAAAUAAUGUUUUCUGUUUUUGGCAUUGCCUCAAACGGCACGCCAAGUUUCUUAUUUUCCACAAACUCCAUUUAGGAGAACACGUCUAAGUCUCUGUUAGGAGUUUCCUCUAAUAAGCCGCUUUGUGCUAACUAAUCACCUCAGUAGGAUGGAAGGAACAGACUGUAAGGAAUAGAGUUCAGUGUUUGGAGUUAUCAAAGGGCAUUAUAAACUCCAGUAAAAGAAAAAAAAAAAGGUUGUUGUUAACAAUGCAUGAAAAAUACUUCAAUGUGUCCUUUAACUGUCUAAUUUGAAAUUUGGGUAAGUUAGUGAAAAUGCAUUAUAUUAUGCAUCAUUAACUGAUGUCAAGCACUUUGAGUUUCUUUGUAGUUCAAUGGUGUCUUCUCCGAUAGUAUGGAGGAAAUUACUUCAUACGCAUUGGGGCGGUCGUAUGUAAAACUUCAAUAUUAUCUCACUACAAUAAAUUGCCUUCCUUAUUUCAAAGUAAA
Molecule: messenger RNA, 3134 nt
Organism: Capra hircus (goat)
Lineage: Eukaryota; Metazoa; Chordata; Mammalia; Artiodactyla; Bovidae
Gene: TAGAP
Product: T-cell activation RhoGTPase activating protein
Exons: 10
Coding region: 178-2337 (719 amino acids)
Biological process (GO): regulation of Rho protein signal transduction; signal transduction
Molecular function (GO): GTPase activator activity
Source: RefSeq, a predicted model, not a curated record